UUAUUUGUUUUUGUAUCUCUUUCAAUUUUGAGGAUUGUACGCGAUGAAAUAAGUGAUUAAAAAAUUUGACAAUGUUGCCCGAGGACGCGGGAGGAGUGGUCAAUAAGGCCUUCGAGGGUCUGGACGACGGCUUCCAGACCAUCGACCUCCGCGCGCGGAGAGAGGACGGCACUCUGAGAUCGGUGGACAGGAGAGAAUGGGGCGAGGAACGGGAGCUGCGUUGCGGGUGGGGCAUCUUACGACCGGCGUGGCUGCAGAGGUUCCGCACAGCCAAGUGGGCACUCUUCUGGCUUUGCUGGGCCGGAGCUAUCCAGGGUAUGGUGGUGAACGGGUUCGUGAAUGUGGUGAUCACCACAAUAGAGAAGAGGUUCGGCCUUCGCUCGAUGCAAACAGGGGUCAUCGCAGGAGGAUACGACAUGGCCUCAUUCUUAUGCCUGGCUCCAGUGACCUACCUCGGGGGUAGAACCAACUCGUCCAAGCCCCGCUGGUUGGGUUGGGGGGUGCUGGUCAUGGGCACCGGCUCCCUGCUCUUCGCACUACCCCACUUCCUGGUGCCCCCUUACAAAAUAGCUGGGGAGGAGCCCGACGACCUUUGCAUUGGGAAUGGUACAGUGUCCAGCAUGCUCGGCGGCACGGCUUCCGAGGGCGGCGCGUGGGCGGUGGGCAUCUUCGUGUUGGCGCAGCUUCUACAUGGCGCAGGAGCCACGCCCCUAUUCACUCUGGGCGUCACAUUCAUAGACGAGAACGUGUCCAAGAAGAUGUCCUCUGUUUACUUGGGUGUUUACUACACGAUGGCGGUGGUGGGUCCAGCGCUGGGCUACGUAGUGGGCGGACAAAUGCUCAAGAUUUACACCGAUUUUGUCACCGUUAGUUCAGACACCCUGGGCAUCACCCCAGCGAGCUCUGCGUGGAUCGGCGCUUGGUGGGUGGGGUUCAUCCUGUCCGUGGUGUUGUGUCUGCUGGUGGCGAUCCCAAUGCUGGCUUUCCCAUACGAACUGCCAGGAGCAGCGGAAAUACGAGCGUCGAAAGUAUCGGAAGCUCACGAGAGUGCGGCAACCAAAUCUACCGCUUUCAGCGCUUUACACGAGCUGCCGCGGGCCGCUGCGGCGCUGUUCCGGAACCCCACGUUCAUGUUCCUCAACCUGGCUGGUGCCAGUGAGGGGAUGCUCAUCUCGGGUUUUGCGGCAUUCCUGCCCAAGCUCAUUGAGAACCAGUUUGCUGUGAACGCGUCGCAGGCCGCUAUGUUGCUAGGUGUAAUAACAGUGCCAGCUGGUGGAGGAGGCACCUUCCUAGGCGGCUGGCUCGUUAAGCGCUGGCGGCUGGCGUGUGCUGGUAUCAUCAAGCUGUGCGUGGCGGCCACGCUGGUAGCUGCGCUGUUUAGUCUCUCAUUCGUGCUCAGCUGCGACGACUAUCCAUACGCGGGCGUUACUACACCGUAUAACAGCCCUUCUGUGCCAAAUGCGGACAGGUUGGUAGCGGAAUGCAAUGUGGGGUGCGGCUGCAGUGCGUCGCGCCUCAGUGCGGUUUGCGGCGCCGACGCGCGCGUGUACGCGUCGCCGUGCCACGCCGGCUGCGCGCGCGCACUGCGCCGCGGCCCGCACACGCUGUACCAGCAGUGCGCCUGCAUCCGCGGCGACACCAUGCCCGUAUACUACGACGAAGAUAAUAACACAUCGAUAAUGUACGAGGCCAUCAACAGCACAUGCAGCUCGGAGUGCCCCUACCUCUGGCUCUUCGUGUUCCUCUCCUUCUGUGUGAUGCUGUUCACGUUCCUCGCGACGAUGCCCGCUCUCUCGGCCACUUUAAGAUGUGUACGCGAAGACCAGCGCUCGUUCGCGCUGGGCAUCCAAUGGAUCCUGGUGCGGCUGCUGGGAACCAUUCCCGCGCCACUCAUAUUUGGCUUCCUCAUAGACCUCUCCUGCCGUCUUUGGGCAAACGGCGCAUGCCAACUUUAUGACAAUUUACACAUGAGCAGGUACAUGCUCGCGUUAGCACUGGUAGGUAAACUGUGCUCCGUAUUGUUCUUCAGUCUCGCAUGGUGGUUCUAUCGACCGCCGGGCGGUAAUAACAACAACGCGGUCGCACCGGCGAUCGACUUGGCUCACGAGAAAACCAACGGCGCGCCCAACACCAUCACCAACGGCGCGCUGGAGCGGACCAACGGGACGACUGCCAACGGAUAUUGUAACCAAGCCCUAGAGUGUAGUGAACACUUGUGAAUGAAUUUUUCCAAUGUUUAAGGCUUUAGAAUGUUCCCCUCUAUCCCAUGCCCGACGGGGCAUUAGGGAGAGCCAACGAGUAUUGAAUAUUGUGACCAAGCGUGUGGCGAAGAUUUGUGAAUGACCUUUUCAUUUACUUGAAUAUAGUACUUCGUGUAGCUUUUUUGGUAACAAUAACGCCAGCCACACACUAAAUGAAACCAACGGCUCAGGAAAAGUCAACUGCGAAUAAUAUGAGUUCAGGGCUAUUGUAUAAAUAUUAACAAGUGAUAAUGGUUAAUACACCGGGAGGUAUCUUUGCGUACAUUGCUCGAAGCUGGGCAUCGUUCUAGUCCUGUAUGGACUCGAACGGUGCCAAGAUUCGUUCGUUCUUUCUUUUGAUAGACGUCAAUAUUCAACAAAGGAAAUAACAGUUUUGGAGAACAGUCAAUACAAAUCAGAUAUUGCGCUGAAGUAGCAGAAAUAUAAUCAAUGGGUAUGUUUCUUAGAGCCUUAAGGCCGAAAUGAAGUUCUGCUGUUACGCCUAACUCAUAAUUGUAAUUUAUUGCAGUUAAUUUGCUUCUGUUAUAUUUGUAAUAUAUAUUUCAUUAAAAAGUUACGUUAGCAAAAUUAAGAAAUUAAGAAUGAAGGAUUUUUAUAAAUAUCCUCAAAAUAAAUUAGAGGAGAGAAUAAAUUAAAUAUUAAACUGUUGUUAUAGUAUAUUAUCGUAGAGGUAAUUGUCAAAUAAUAACAGUAACGGAUACGAAACCAUUUGUCGAUAUCUUUGAUCUAAAAGUGGGAGGUGUCCCAUAUUCGAUCCUGGGUAUAUGGGAAUUAAUAAUUUCUGAACGUUCACUGGUGUGGUCUAGUGGCGGGAGCCUUCCGCCGUGGCUAAUUACAACCUAACCGACGAAUAAGUGCGGCUAAACGAUGUUGCGUUCCGAUAUGGUGCCGCGCUGAAACAGACUAUGGGUACGAUUUUAACUGCCAUAUCUUAGAAGGUCCAGGUCAAGAUUGCAGUCAAGGACUAACUUGUAGUAGAAUAAAGAAAAGGAACACCAAUGCCUAGCUAGACCAGAGUCGAUAAUUUUUGAAACCAAUAAAAAAUAU
Pararge aegeria (speckled wood butterfly) is the source of this 3308-nucleotide messenger RNA. It is a transcript of the gene Oatp26F, whose product is annotated as solute carrier organic anion transporter family member 4A1. Gene Ontology annotation, biological process: transmembrane transport; sodium-independent organic anion transport. Lineage: Eukaryota; Metazoa; Arthropoda; Insecta; Lepidoptera; Nymphalidae. The record is from RefSeq and is a predicted model, not a curated record. The coding region runs from base 72 to 2219 and encodes 715 amino acids. The transcript has 14 exons. Gene Ontology annotation, cellular component: membrane. Gene Ontology annotation, molecular function: protein binding.